AUGAGUGGAGAUUUUCUUCGAGCAGAGGGAGAGCUUGAUUCUGGAAAGAGGGAAGAACUUGUUAGAUUGUAUUUACACAUCUCAUUACUCCCUUUCGCUUCUCUUCAUUUCUCUCUCUUCGCUGCCCCAAUGUCUUCCCCAUUUCCCCUCCUCCGUCUUCCUGGAUUGGUCCUGUGCGAUGUAUUCAGAUCAUUGAAUAUCGGAGAAAAAAUCCAACUCUCCAUCUACUCCAAGAAAAUCUCCACUCAAAUCAAUAAUUGUCGUUUGUACUCUCAAAAUGUUAUAGUCGAUCUGAGCUGCUUAAGCCACAAAAUCAGAGUUCACUCUGAAAAUAACAGAGAUACAUUCGAAAUCUCCAAUUAUUCAGAUUCCUGUAAAAGUCAGAAUUCAAAUACUCAUCAAUUUUCUAUUGCAUGUUGUAGUGUAAGAGUUAUUUCGAUACCAAAAGGAAUCACACUCGGGAAGAAUCAUCGAGAAGCAUUUUUAUCUGUCAUUCGACAUCUACUUAAGAUGUUUCAAUGCAAAUUUUCAACUACUAUUAGUUACUGUAAUAGUGAUUUAUAUCAACCAACAAUUGCAAUGUUGUUUGAUCUACGAAUGGAAUUUAAGACGAUCAUUAUUGAUCUUAAUGGAUCAGAAGAUCGGAUCUUAUUGUGGAACCAGAUAUCUAAAAAACUGGAACUGGUCGAGGAUCUUGUAAUCUUAUCCGAUCUUAAUCUUUUCCGGUAUUUUACACCAGUUUUCGCUUCAUGGCCACAAAAGAUUAGUAUCAUGGAUUCCGUUGUGUUCACUCUUGAAUCUCUUCUAGCGUGUACUUGCACUGCAAUUACACACAGGAGAUCUCAUAUGAAAAACAAGGACUUGGAUGUGAUUCUCAAAAAUUGGAAGGCUGGAGGUUUACCGAAUCUAAAAUGUCUGCGGCUCGAUUACCUGAUGAUCACGGAUGACGGAGGACAUAUUCUGGGAACUACUUUCAGGGAAUUAAACGGAAUGGUUAUUGAAACUGAUGACGGAUCAAAGAAGGCAACUAUCAUAACUUACGCCCAAUGCAUUGAAAUGUCUGUAACUCCAAUUAUAUAA
Molecule: messenger RNA, 1080 nt
Organism: Caenorhabditis remanei
Lineage: Eukaryota; Metazoa; Nematoda; Chromadorea; Rhabditida; Rhabditidae
Exons: 3
Coding region: 1-1080 (359 amino acids)
Biological process (GO): embryo development
Molecular function (GO): protein binding
Source: RefSeq, a predicted model, not a curated record